UAUAGUGUACCUGAAGCUCCAAAGUGAAGAGCGCGGUUUUUUUUUGUUUUCGUCAACGGAAUGUGAACCAUGAAUCCUCGGAUUCGCAGUCCAGGCACGUUAACUAAUAGGCCACGCCUGACACUUUUUUUUUUGCUCUUCCUUUACCCGUGUUCAUCACAUUCCUGGCGGAGAUAGUAUCAUUCAUUGAUUUCAGAAUCACCAUGAAAGGAGCCACCUGGUGGUUAGCAAUGCGUCUUAUUGGGUUAACUCUGUGUCUCACUGUCAUCAGUGGACAGAAGUGCUCAGAAGACAGUGAGCAGUUUCCUAGCCACGUAUUAAGUAUAGAAGACUCGGAAAAAAAUGGCGCCAAAAUAGAAAUUAUUAAUUUCUACUUCACUAAAAGCGUUGAGACUUGUACAACGGAGUGCUGUGAAAAAACAUAUGGUAACUGCACUGUUUCAUCUUUCAUCCGGAAUCAAAGCAGCGUCAACUGUUAUCAUUUCCAGUGUACUCCAGUGGCCCUCUGUAGUCUUAGUCCUUCCAACCGUUCAGAAUCCAUGGUAGUUUUUAUCAAUACAGAUAAAGACGAACUUGAAAAGAAUGAAUCUCUGAUGGAGACGUCAAAUAAGGAAAAUGGUUUCAACAAUCAUCUACAAGAAAAUGUAGAAGAUAAUAAAAAAUUCAAACCAAGAAAGGGAUUUAACGCUUCUAUUCAAACUAAUGAAAUCUUGUUAGACUCAAAUGAAACUUUGAGUUUGAACUUCAGUGAGCACAUUAGUAACGUAACGACAUUUAAUGAAACAAAAACUUAUAUUUACCCUAGGAAAGGUGUGGUUCCGAAUUCCAAGAAAGAGACAUUGGAGUUCAUUCGGGUAGGAAAAGAAGAAACAACGAAAAACAUGGAAGAUAACGUAACCACGAAUAAUUCGGAUUAUUUCAAAUUUACUAAUGAAACUAAUUUGGCUGAAAUUUUUGAAGAACCACCCCAUCCUAUUUCUGUUCAUAAGGAAACCUUUAACGUAAGUACAACGCCUACUGGGACGGAACUGCAGAACAAUAACAACAGUAAGAAAGGCAAACUGGUUAUGGUUACCUCACGACCGGUUCCUGUUUCAAGUGUUACUGAGAGCAGUGUGAAAGUGUUCAAAGAAAAUAAUCGCCAAGAAAAACCAGUGUUUUUAGACAGUUUGCAAAGCCUUUCCGUAAAUAAUGAAACGCAACUUGGCAUUGAGGUGACAGAAACACUAUUUACUGGAAGCCAAGAAACAUUACCUGAUUACAAACAACAAACAUCUGCUUUUAGUUACGAAUUAGAUGCUAUCUCUACGUUGCAUCAAGAUUUGAAAUCUGUAAGUCAAAACCAAGGUGAUACACACGUAUAUUCAAACAUUACAGGAAAGAACAUGGACUCUAGGAAGAAUGAAAAAUUGUCGAAUAAUUUGUCAAAUGGAACAGAGAAACCACUAAAAUUAUUGACACAAGAAACAAUAAUGGAUAACGAAAACAACAAACCGACCUAUCCUGGAGUUACAGAAUACGAUAAUGUUCUAAUACAUUUCACACGAGUGCAUAAAGUAGAUAAAAAGGUCUUACUAGACAAACCCUUUACAGAAGUUACCGAUGAUAAAAGUAGUCCUACUGAAUAUACUUCCGACUUUCAAGAGCAACCAACUUUGCCUCCUUACGUCCAGCACACAAAUAUUGUUCAUGUUUCUCUCACGCCACAUACGACUGCAUCCUUGGACAAUCCAACGUCAAACUUAAGCAAGUCCUGGUCAAAAUCUCAUAUAAUUUCUAAUACGACCAUACAAAUAACUCUCUCCACACCUCAACCUAUUAAGUUAACAAUGCCAUUGAGCAGAACACAACAGCACCAGAAACUUACAACAGAAUCUGUUUUGAAUCCAAUAAGAAACUUUACACCAGUUGUCAGUAAAGACAACAUCAAGAUGGACUCAGUUCAUCAAACCUACGAUUCUUCUUCUGUUCACCUUAUCAUUGCUUUAGUAUUGGGUUUACUGUUGCUAUUUACAGUACUAGGUUUGGUAGGCAAACGAAUCUACGACACCUGGCAGCGACGCCAUUACCACAGAAUGGAUUAUCUAAUUGAGGACUUUUACAACAGCUAACUUAGUACCUUCGUUAUCGGCUUGUAAGGAAGAGUAACAACAACAAAUCGGAAACAAAGAGAAACUGGAGAGAGUGGGAUUACACGUAGAUUGAAGAACUAAAUGUGUAGAAAGAUGGAUGACUCAACGCUUUACGUUUUGUUGCACAAAAUAGAGUUUCUUACAUACAAAUUUGGAUAAUCUUUUUCUUUAGAUUUGGAAAGAUGGUCUUCCAUUUCUAUCAAUCCACGACUGUCUAAACGAGGAAUAUAUUCCCUCUACCUUAAACCAUGGCUGUCUAAAGUGGAAAUAUCGUACCUAACGACUAGAAACGUCUUUCCAUUCUAUCCAUCUAUAAUUGUAUAAAAAGUGGAAGUCUUCACUUUCUUUUAACCCAGACUGUCUAAGGUGAGGAAGGCUUCCUUUUGUUUUAACCCAGACUGUCUAAGUGAGAAAAUGACCCCUUUCUUUUAACCCAGACUGUCUAAGGUGAGGAAGGAUUCCUUUUGUUUUAACCCAGACUGUCUAAGUGAGAAAAUGACCCCUUUCUUAUAACCCAGACUGUCAAAGUGAGAAAAUGACCCCUUUCUCUUAAGCCAGACUAUCUAGAGUGAGAAAAUCACCCCUUCCUCUUAACCCAGACUGUCUAAGGUGAGGAAGUUUCCCUUUCUCUUAAUCCAGAGUGUCUAAAGUGAGGAAUGCUUCCGUUUAUCUUACUCUAGACUGUUUAAAGUGAGGAAUGCUUUCCUUUCUCUUAACUCAAACUAUCUAGAAUGAGGAAGGCCUCCCUUUCUCUUAACCCAAACUAUUUAGAAUGAGGAAGGUUUCCCCUUCUCUUAACCCAGACUGUCUAAGUGAGAAAAUGACCCCUUUCUCUUAACCCAGACUGUCAAAGUGAGAAAAUGACCCCUUUCUCUUAACCCAGACUAUCUAGAGUGAGAAAAUCACCCCUUUCUCUUAAUCCAGACUGUCUAAAGUGAGGAAUGCUUCCGUUUAUCUUACUCUAGACUGUUUAAAGUGAGGAAUGCUUCCCUUUCUCUUAACUCAAACUAUCUAAAAUGAUGAAGGUUUCCCCUUCUCUUAAUCCAGACUGUCUAAAGCGAGGAAGUCUUGCCUUUCCUCUUAACCCAGACUGUCCCAAGUGAGGAAUGCUUCCCUUUCUCUUAACCCAGACUGUGUAAAGUGAGAAAAUCACCCCUUUCCCUCAACCUACAGUUGUCCUACAACUGUAUAAAAUUAGGUGUUUUGUUAGAAUUGACUGAUGAAAUUGUCAUCAGCUACCUGUAUAAUACAAAAUUGAAACGGAACACUGGAGUGAAUGUAAAGUGACACAUUAAGCAGCUAUGAUAUGUAAAUUUCAUGCUUCUAGCUUCGUGAGCGAACGUCUCGUCUAACCUUUAGAUAAUCUGAGAUCGUGUAAAUAAAAUAUGGAUGCACUGUAAAUAUUUGCUGUCUUGAAACCUUAAAGGAGUCUCACAUUUGUAGUUCUAGCUUAAUAAACACCGGACGACAUGAGGAAAGAACUAUUAUAUUGUAUUGGUUACAUAAUACGAUUUUGGUAAUUGUAUCUUUUAGCUGAAUUACAUUUGAAUCUUUUGUAUUAUGAAUUGGACUUAGCUUCUAGGACUUUUUCUCUCUAUAGGCGUCAAAUAAAUUCAGUAAUUUUAAAAACAAAUAAAAUCAUGCUUUUUCAACCCUC
Messenger RNA from Limulus polyphemus (Atlantic horseshoe crab), 3789 nucleotides. RefSeq lists its product as uncharacterized. NCBI's taxonomy places the organism in Eukaryota, Metazoa, Arthropoda, Merostomata, Xiphosura, Limulidae. The coding region runs from base 204 to 2111 and encodes 635 amino acids. The transcript has 3 exons. The record is from RefSeq and is a predicted model, not a curated record.